AUGGAGCUGGUGACUGUUUUAAAUAUCUUCACCUCUAUUGACUUCUCGUGCAACAGGUUCAACGGAUCAAUACCUGAGAAAAUUGGAGAACUCAAAUCAUUGCAUGCCCUCAACUUGUCCAACAAUGCUCUCACUGGUGUUGUUCCGUCAUCACUAUGUAACUUGAGUCAGCUAGAGUCCUUGGACCUCUCGAAAAACAAACUGAGCGGUCAAAUCCCACCGGCGCUUACAAAACUCACUUUCCUUGCAUUCUUGAAUCUCUCAUAUAAUCAAUUGGUCGGGAGGAUACCAAGCGGUGCUCAAUUUUCAACAUUUGAUGCAGCUUCCUUUAAAGGGAAUAAAGGAUUAUGGGGGCCUCCAUUAACAAAUGAUAGAACAGGGUUUUCGCCCCCAAAGCUGGAAGGAAACCAUUCAAAUCCUGGACAUGAGAUUGAUUGGGAUAUUAUCUGUCCUGAAAUUGGAUUUACAUGUGGGUUUGGAAUUGUCAUUGGGUCACUUUUGUUUUGCAAGAGAUGGAGGAAAUGGUAUUACAGAGCUAUGUAUAACAUGCUUCUGAAGAUAUUCCCUCAGCUGGAUCAAAGAUUUGGUCAUCACAGGAGACAUGUUUAUGUACAUCAGAGAUACUGGAGACGUUGA
Molecule: messenger RNA, 636 nt
Organism: Rosa chinensis
Lineage: Eukaryota; Viridiplantae; Streptophyta; Magnoliopsida; Rosales; Rosaceae
Product: receptor-like protein 33
Exons: 1
Coding region: 1-636 (211 amino acids)
Molecular function (GO): protein binding
Source: RefSeq, a predicted model, not a curated record